AUGGCCCUCUCCGCGGCGCUCCGCGUCCCGCUCCCGCGCCUCCUCCGCGGACCCUCCCUCAUCGCCGCCGCCGGGGCCGCCUCCCGCCGCCGCGCUGCCGCCGCCGCCUGCGGCCCCACGCCCGCGCUCCGUUUCCUCUGCGCCUCCUCCCCGUCCUCCUCCUCUUCCUCCGGCCCCGCGCCCCGCGCCAGCCGCCGCGACGGCGAGGACGAGGACGGGCUGCCCGUCAGGGAGCGGGUCGUGCAGGUGGAGCUCCACAAGGAGGCCACCGAGGCCUACAUGUCCUACGCCAUGUCCGUGCUGCUCGGCCGCGCCCUCCCCGACGUCCGCGACGGACUCAAGCCCGUACACCGACGGAUACUCUACGCAAUGCAUGAAAUGGGUCUUGCGUCUCGUAGGCCAUACAGAAAAUGUGCCAGGGUUGUUGGUGAGGUACUUGGUAAAUUCCAUCCCCACGGAGAUUCAGCAGUUUAUGAAACUUUAGUGCGAAUGGCUCAGGACUUCUCAAUGAGGUACCCACUUGUUCAAGGACAUGGAAACUUUGGCUCAGUAGAUGCUGAUCCUCCUGCUGCAAUGCGAUACACCGAGUGCCGCCUGGAUCCAUUAACAGAAGCCAUGUUCCUGACUGAUCUGGAGCUCAAUACUGUUGACUACGUUCCGAACUUUGAUAAUUCACAGAAAGAACCAUCGCUGUUGCCAGCUCGUGUUCCAUCACUGCUGUUGAAUGGAUCUGCUGGCAUUGCAGUUGGAAUGGCGACAAAUAUUCCUCCUCAUAAUUUGGGAGAACUUGUUGACGCACUGUCUGUUAUAAUUCAAAAUCCUGAAGCUACGCUCCAAGAACUACUAGAAUGCAUGCCUGGCCCCGACUUCCCUACAGGAGGGAUAAUAAUGGGAAAUGAUGGUAUUUUGGAGGCCUAUAGAACAGGGCGUGGUCGAGUUGUCGUGAGAGGCAAAACCGAGAUGGAAACAAUCGAUAAGAAAAGCAAUCGAACAGCUAUCAUAAUUAAGGAGAUUCCGUACCAGCAAAAUAAAUCUACACUUGUGCAAAGGAUUGCUGAGCUUGUUGAAGACAAGGUGUUAGAAGGAAUCAGUGACAUUCGAGAUGAAAGUGACCGCUCUGGAAUGCGUGUAGUUAUCGAGGUGAAAAGAGGAGCAAACCCUGCCAUAGUCCUGAACAAUCUGUACCGUCAUACAACAUUGCAAUCUGGUUUCAGCUGCAACAUGGUAGCUAUUCUAAAUGGCCAUCCAAAGUUGAUGGGACUGAAGGAAAUUCUUCAGGCGUUCCUUGACUUCAGAUGUUCUGUUAUUGAAAGGCGUGCAAAGUUUAAGCUUUCACAGGCUCUAGAAAGAAAACAUAUUGUGGAGGGCAUUGUCAUUGGCCUUGACAAUUUAGAUUCUGUAAUUCAAACAAUACGAGAAACAUCAAAUCACACCAUGGCAAAGGAAUCUUUAGCGAAGGAAUAUGGUCUAUCUGAGAAGCAAGCAGAAGCUCUUUUGGACAUUACACUGAGGAAACUGACUUCCCUCGAGCGGAAAAAGUUUAUUGAUGAAGCUGAUUCUUUGUCCAAGAGUAUUUCAAAGUUGAAUGAGCUCCUAUCAAGCAAGAAACUGAUGUUUCAGCUUAUCGAACAAGAAGCAGCUGAUUUAAAGAACAAAUAUGCCUCCCCACGACGUUCUUUCAUAGAAGAUUCAGCAAACAGUGAAGUUGAUGAUAUGGAUGUUAUUCCUAACGAAGAAAUGCUUUUGAUUCUUACUGAGAAAGGCUAUCUUAAGCGGAUGAACCCCAACAACUUCAAUUUGCAACACCGGGGGACAAUUGGAAGAUCUGUUGGAAAGAUGCGAAAUAAUGACAGUAUGUCAGAUUUCAUUGUCUGCGAGACACAUAACCAUGUUCUUUAUUUCAGUGACAAGGGAAUAGUAUACUCAGCACGUGCGUAUAAGAUACCUGAAUGCACAAGAACUGCUGCUGGGACUCCAUUAGUACAGUUGCUUUCUUUGUCUGAUGGAGAGAAAAUAACCUCCAUUGUUCCUGUGAGUAAAUUUUGUGAAGACCAGUAUCUGGUGAUGCUGACUGUUAACGGCUACAUUAAAAAAGUUCCUCUGAAUGUUUUCUCAGCGAUCAGGUCAACAGGAAUUAUUUCAAUACGCCUGGCUCCUGGCGAUGAGCUCAAGUGGGUCCGUCUUUGUGGGGAUGAUGACCUUGUUGCUUUGGCUUCACAAAAUGGGAUGGUUAUAGUCAACACCUGCAACAAGCUUCGUCCGCUUUCAAGAACUACAAAAGGUGUGUGUGCAAUGAAGCUAAAAGAAGGUGACAAGAUGGCAGCCAUGGAUGUAAUUCCAUCCACAAUCCAUACAAUGCCUGAAAAAUAUAACACCAGGGUUAGAGAUUCGAGUCCUCCGUGGCUGCUCUUCAUCACUGAAAAUGGUUUUGGGAAGCGUGUGUCGCUAAAUGAUUUCCGGAAAUCACCUUUCAAUAGAGUAGGCUUGCGAGGCUACAAGCUUCCUGAAGAUUGCCGCUUAGCUGCUGUGUUUGUUGUGGGGGAAUCGACUGAUGACGAUGCAAGUGACGAGCAGGUUGUUUUAGUAAGCCAAGGUGGAACCGUAAACAGAAUCAUGGUCAAAGAUAUAUCCAUCCAGGGUCGUGCAGCAAAGGGAGUCAUUCUGAUGAGGCUGGAGCAUGCUGGGAAGAUCCAGUCAGCUUCACUGAUAUCAGCCGCUGCUGCAGAAGAGAUCAUGGAAGAUUGAUUCAGCUUACAAGGAAGAAUCUAGUAGAUUCGGUUACUGAGGUCCUCUUGGUUCGUGUGCAUUCCAAGCUGGGGAGAGGUGCAUUUUUUUUUUGUAUUGGGUGGCUCAUGCUGUGCUCCAGUAGAUGCUAGGAAUAACACCAAGAUUUAAUGCCAAGGCAGCUGAUUUGGAGUAGAACUCUAGUUGCCAUUAACCUGUGUCUAGAGAUGUCGGGUUUGCCAUGUGGAACCUGUAGCAUGACAGUAGACUUGAAAUGGACGUACUUAUAAUGCCAUUAGCGGUAGAAAUUGAUGUAAAUGUCGAAUGCUGCAUGCUCUGCGUUGCAAAAUUUGUUGGUCUAUGGAGUUAGUGCCUUACCAA
Messenger RNA from Lolium rigidum, 3105 nucleotides. Its product is annotated as probable DNA gyrase subunit A, chloroplastic/mitochondrial. Gene Ontology annotation, cellular component: cytoplasm; DNA topoisomerase type II (double strand cut, ATP-hydrolyzing) complex; chromosome. Gene Ontology annotation, biological process: DNA topological change. The coding region runs from base 1 to 2745 and encodes 914 amino acids. NCBI's taxonomy places the organism in Eukaryota, Viridiplantae, Streptophyta, Magnoliopsida, Poales, Poaceae. Gene Ontology annotation, molecular function: DNA topoisomerase type II (double strand cut, ATP-hydrolyzing) activity; DNA binding; ATP binding. The record is from RefSeq and is a predicted model, not a curated record. The transcript is spliced from 27 exons.